Messenger RNA from Lachnellula hyalina, 579 nucleotides. RefSeq names its product Trafficking protein particle complex subunit (gene BET3). Gene Ontology annotation, biological process: endoplasmic reticulum to Golgi vesicle-mediated transport; intra-Golgi vesicle-mediated transport. The transcript is spliced from 4 exons. Gene Ontology annotation, cellular component: cytosol; cis-Golgi network membrane; TRAPP complex. NCBI's taxonomy places the organism in Eukaryota, Fungi, Ascomycota, Leotiomycetes, Helotiales, Lachnaceae. Bases 1 to 579 code for a protein of 192 amino acids. The record is from RefSeq and is a predicted model, not a curated record.
AUGUCUGCCGCCAAAGCUGCGCGCCAAGGAGAAGAAAUCUGGAAAACCAAAAUCGACAAAGUGAACGCUGAGCUCGUAACCCUCACAUACGGCACCAUUGUUGCACAGCUAUGCAAAGACUACGAGAGCGACUAUGUGGAAGUGAACAAGCAGCUCGAUAAGAUGGGCUACAACAUCGGGCUCCGGCUCAUCGAAGACUACCUUGCGAAAUCAGGUACCAUGAGGCGGUGUGCGAAUUUCAAGGAGACGGCUGAGAUGAUUGCUAAAGUUGGAUUCAAAAUCUUCCUCAAUAUAUCCCCCACCAUCUCCAACUGGACUACAGACUCCAAACAAUUCUCGCUCAUCUUUGACGAGAACCCGCUAGCGGAUUUCGUGGAGCUGCCUGAUGAUGGCCGCGCGCAGGAGGAAUUGUGGUUUUCGAAUAUCUUUUGUGGGGUGUUGAGGGGUGCGCUGGAGAUGGUGCAGAUGCAAGUUGAGGCGCAUUUCACGAGUGAUGUUUUGAGGGGACAGGAAUCUACAGAGAUGAGGGUUACUUUGAUUCGGUAUAUUGAUGAUGAGAUGCCGGUGGAUGAUGAAUAA